AUCUGAUAUGAAUGCUUCUCUCUCUACUUUGCAAUGAGUAGGAAUUCAAGCCUUUUGGACCAGAACAUGCACUCCUCAAGCAAAAUAUAUUUUGAAGACCAUCCUGAGCAUCCCACCCCUCUACAUCUUGACUCCUCUCUGUCUGCACACUCAAAUGGAUCCCUUAUUUCCAUUCUCCUACGUAAAAACAUUGAUCGUAAAAGGACCCAGAAGGAAAACACAGUUUACCAUGUUCGUACCCCACACUCAAAUGUGAGUGAAUCUAGUGUGGUGGAACUCUGCUACAAUUCAAAAGGCGACACCGUGGAACCUUCGUCACCAGCUGGACAGAACAUGCUUACAGGAACCAGUGAUGCCCAAGACUGGCCUUUAGGUGACUGCCACCAAGCAAAGCGUGCCAGAGUGGAGAACAUCAUCAGAGGCAUGACAGGCUCGCCCGAAGGACAUUUUACAGAUGAAAAGGAAACAGGGCACCUUGAGGCACUGGAAAGCAUUCAGGAAAACAAAACCAAUGUGUUUCAGAAUCAAGACAAAAUUCACAGCAGAGGCAGUAGCAGUAAGAGUAUAGAAGGUCAGACCCUGAAGAAGCAACUUCAUACCAUGCAAAAACUCCUUGGACAACUCCAUGAAAAAUGUAUCCAAGUGUACAUGAGAAAUCAGUGCGACGAGAAAGUCAGUGAUGAAGCGAGCUCUACAGGUAUGUCUGAAGACAACACCACUUGGAACACUGCGUCUCCUGAGACAAUUACAAGUGAGGUGCUUACAGAUCCAUAUCAUGAGAUAGAAAUGUCUUCAGAUAUUACUUACCCUUGUUGGAAAAAUAUCAAACUGCUUGAGUACAUCCGUUCCAAACCAGAAAAAGAGAAGAAAAUUCUAGCUGAUACCUUGAAGGAUGAGCUUUCCAGAGCAGUGAAUACAACUGUCGACUCCAUUUUCAAAAACAUUGCAAAUACUGUACUCAUGUCGCCACCAUUACAAGUUGAGAAAGAUGGCGAGACUCACAACAAAGCUGAACACCAUAAUUCUUGCAAGCCGCCAUCCAGAAUUGAAAACAGCUUGAAAAGGUUUCAAGCAUGCUCUGCAAGUGCAAUGGGCAUCCAGCUACCAAACAUUCAGACAGAGGCGCUGUCUUUGGUUGUUGAAAAGGCUUCCAUGACAAGUCAAGGAAGAGUAAACAUGACAGGAAACAGUCAAGAUCAUCUUCAUCCUUCCCCUGUUUACAGCCAUCAAACUUUUCUGCAGGAAAAUCAGUUGCUGGAGAAUCUCAAACACAAUUCCCAAGGUACAUUUGAAGGACUACAAUGUAGGCAUCCUACCAUGGGUCAGUCCACCAUUGGAUUAGUUGACUUACCUUGGGAGCCAGUCAAGGUCAAGUCCAAAGUGACAUCAAGGCCUGUAAGAAGUCACCAAGCUCAGCCUCUGGCAAUGGAUCGUGUGGUUCUGGACAGACUUUGUGUACCCAAUGUCAAGAUGGAGUGUGGUACCUUGCAAAGUAUGUUGAAGAACCACUCAUAUGUGGUGAAUGAAGGUCUGACCACCAGCCAUUUGAAAAAAGCUAAGCUGAUGUUUUUCUACACUCGCUACCCUAGCUCUACAGUGCUGAAGACAUUUUUCCCUGAUGUACAGUUCACGCGCUGUAUCACGUCUCAGCUCAUCAAAUGGUUCAGUAACUUCAGAGAAUUCUACUACAUCCAGGUGGAGAAGUUUUCCCGCCAUGCCCUGAUGGAGGGAGUCACUAAUGUGAGAGAACUGACAGUGGGCAGAGACUCUGAACUCUUCAGAGCUCUUAAUAUGCAUUACAACAAAGGCAAUGACUUCCAGGUUCCUGACAGAUUUCUUGAAGUGGCUGGUAUUACACUACAAGAGUUUUACAUUGCUUUAUCACUGGCCAAAGACUCUGACCCAUCCUGGAAGAAGGCAAUCUAUAAGGUAAUCUGUAAAUUGGACAGUGAUGUGCCAAACGAGUUCAAAGCUCCCCUCACAUCAUAGUCAAAUGUAGAGCUUAGAAGUCAAAUUGGUCAAACUAUCGAGUUUGAUAUGCUCUAAAUGUACAGGUCCGUCGUGUUUGAGAGAGGACAUAA
This is a messenger RNA of Osmerus eperlanus (European smelt), 2081 nucleotides long. Its product is annotated as prospero homeobox protein 1-like. Gene Ontology annotation, molecular function: DNA-binding transcription factor activity, RNA polymerase II-specific; RNA polymerase II cis-regulatory region sequence-specific DNA binding. NCBI's taxonomy places the organism in Eukaryota, Metazoa, Chordata, Actinopteri, Osmeriformes, Osmeridae. Gene Ontology annotation, biological process: regulation of transcription by RNA polymerase II. The coding region runs from base 34 to 1989 and encodes 651 amino acids. The record is from RefSeq and is a predicted model, not a curated record. Gene Ontology annotation, cellular component: nucleus. The transcript is spliced from 4 exons.